Messenger RNA from Funneliformis caledonium, 204 nucleotides. The record is from the annotation of a GenBank genome assembly. NCBI's taxonomy places the organism in Eukaryota, Fungi, Glomeromycota, Glomeromycetes, Glomerales, Glomeraceae.
UUAAUGAUAAAGAAUAAUCAGCAAACUAGUAUAAUAUUCAGAGAAAUCAAGACAAGAAAUCUGAUUAUGACAAGUAGUGAUGACGAAAAAGAUAAAAAUCAUCAUCGCGAUUUUAAGAAAGACAAGCAUAAGUUUCGCAUUUAUCAAAUAACUUCAGAAUCUGAUAUUAGUUUUUCUGAUAGUUUGUCAAGCAGUUCAGACUAG